UUUUCGAACAUCCUGAUCACUUGCUGUAGACUCUCUAAUUAUCACUAUGAAUAUUCUCGAAUCGUUCAAGGCCCAGCCAUUGGACCUCCAACCCAUACUCGAAUCCUGGUCGGCACCACUCCCCAUCUUCUACGGCAACCCAUCCAAGGACCCUCCCGUCGAUGAAUGGCUGGACAAGAUCAAGGCUGGCUGCAUCGAGCGCAAGGUGCCUAAGGAGUACUGGCAUAAAGUCGGCCAGUACUUCCUCGGCGAGAAGGCGAAGGGAAGGUUGACCGAGUUGAAGGCCGUGUUGGUCAGGAUGCAUGGCGGGGAAGGGAAGUAUCGAUGGAACUGGAAGAAGUUCAAGGUCGCGAUGAGAAACAUGGGCUGGGAGCUCGAGGAGUCCAAGACGGAAUCCAUCAAGGUUCAAAGCAAACCCUCGGGUCUCUGGUGGAUCGUCGGUGGCCGCGCUGAGAAGGAGACCGAUGACUGGGACAAGGUCGAGUCCAAAUCAACCAUCGCCAAAUCCCAAGCCAAAGACGUCAAACAAGGUCUCCCGCCCGUCCCUGACCAACAACGACCCCCUCCCUCUAAAUUCCGUCGUUCCAGCUCUCGCGCCAACUCUUAUUCCGACGACCAACCUCCGGCUGUUCCCCCGAAGGCGCCCCGGCGUUCGUCGACCAUGAGCACAUCGGAUGCCUCGUCUGUUGCUAGUCCGGAGCCCAGCCCAGGUGUCGGCACGAGUCAGAUCAAGAGCUGGCUGUCAAGGACCCCGUCCUCGAACUCGACGGUGACAUCGACUCAGAUAGUUGAAGAGCCCAAGAGUGAAAGUUCGAUCUGGAACUGGAAGUCUUCGCCAGCUUCCACCCCAGCUGCAUCUGGCCCCAACUCCGUCUCCACGACUCCUGCUCAAACCCCCGGAGAGGUCACCACCGUGACGACUUCAGCUCCCCUUUGGCUCCUCAACGCUACCAACGCUCUCGACUUCCUCUCUUCCGAACAUCCCAAAGCCAUGUCCGCCGCCGCCGCUAUUCUCAUCACCGUCGGCACCCUCCCCGCCAUCCCUGCCCUGCACGUCGGAGCCGGUGGUGCCAUUCUCGCGAGCCACGCCGUGCAGACCGCGGGCGCGAUCGCAGUUGCCGCGGGGAACUGGUUGAAGCAGGAGCAGAAGGCAAGGAGCGGUGGGAGCUUGGGGAGCGUGACCGAGAGUGGGAUCGAGGAGGAGGAGAAGCCGGUUCAGGGAAGGUUGAUGACAAUUAUGCAUAAGUAAAGUUGAGUGGGGCGGAAGUGAGAGUGGUUGGAGAGGACGAUGAAGAGUCCUAGAGAGUCUUUUUGGAACAAUGUAGGAUAUGAUGCAAGGGAUGAAAUUUUCCCAGUCGGUGGUUUUUUUCUUUGAAGGUUUCCGUGGAACGUAGUAUUGAUUACUUUACCGUGGCUGGUUCGCGACAGCUGUAUAUACCUAACUUACUUCUCGUCUGGACGAGUCGUGGACAUCUGUAAAUUCUUCAUAACGUAGCAGAAAUAACAUCGUCG
This is a messenger RNA of Stereum hirsutum FP-91666 SS1, 1512 nucleotides long. RefSeq lists its product as uncharacterized. The record is from RefSeq and is a predicted model, not a curated record. The coding region runs from base 47 to 1249 and encodes 400 amino acids. NCBI's taxonomy places the organism in Eukaryota, Fungi, Basidiomycota, Agaricomycetes, Russulales, Stereaceae. The transcript is spliced from 3 exons.